Messenger RNA from Gasterosteus aculeatus aculeatus (three-spined stickleback), 2247 nucleotides. RefSeq names its product bone morphogenetic protein 8a (gene bmp8a). The record is from RefSeq and is a predicted model, not a curated record. Gene Ontology annotation, molecular function: cytokine activity; growth factor activity. Gene Ontology annotation, cellular component: extracellular region. Lineage: Eukaryota; Metazoa; Chordata; Actinopteri; Perciformes; Gasterosteidae.
GUGCGGUCUGGCCUGUGGAUGGAUGAUUAAACACAGUGAUGACUGGAUAAAAGCUUCCAGCACGGGCCGCUCCACAGGAAGUAGCUCGCCGAGCGUCGACAAACUGCAGGUGUGAACUUUUUCUCCCGGUGAGGAUCGGGAGGAAAGCCGAUGACCGGGCUCUCCGGUUCCCCUCCGGUCGGGGGCACCUGCUCAUCAGCCGAGCUGCUUUCCAUCCACCGAGUCCACGACUUCAAAAGCGCAGACGGGUCGACCAGUUUGUCUGUGUUCAAAACACUUUGGGGAGGCUUGUAAUUAUGCCCUCGCUCUCAUUAUCUCUGUUUCUCCUGCUGCACGACUGAGAGGUGAAGAGAGACGUGGAUCAGAGGCCUCCGUUUUUCUUUUUCUUUUUUGUCAAGAUUAGAGAAGGUAGAGGAGGGAGAGAGGAAGGCAAAGAGGGGAGGGAGAGAUAAACAGAGGCAGUUGAAGGCGGUAAACAGAGCGCUCCUCUAAACGCAGCGGCACAAAGCCAGCGAGCGGAAACGCCGGAGGAAGAUUCACCGUCCACAGAAAACACUGAGAUUAGAAACUAAAUCUGGAUUUGCCGGCAGAGGAGAAGAGACGAGGACAAGGAGCCAUGGACGUGUCCCACCGCUGCUCCUGUCUCUGCGGCGGGAGGAGAAGCAGGAGCGGAGUCCUCCCCCCUCCGUCCACCUCCAGGCCCCCCGGGCCUCUCCUCCCCCCCAGGAGCCUGCUCCUGCUGCUCCUCUGCCUCUCGCUGUGGAGCCAGCAGGCCGGGGCGCUGGUCCCCUCCAGCUUCAGGCGGCUCAGCGGGCGCGAGAAGAAGGAGAUGCAGAAGGAGAUCCUGUCCAUCCUGGGCCUGCCGGGGCGGCCGCGGCCCCACCCGCCGCUACGGCCGCCCUCCUCCGCGCCGCUCUUCAUGCUGGACCUGUACCACGCCAUGGCCGCCGACGGGGGGGAGGAGGAGGGGAACGAGAUCAUCGGGACGGGGAGGUCGGGAGGGGCGGAGAGGUCGGCUCAGGUCAGCCCCGCCGCGCUGCCCACGCUCAGCACGCACACGCCGCCGCUGGGCACCGUGGUCAGCGAGGCCGACACCGUGAUGAGCUUCGUCAACCUGGUGGAGCAGGAGCGAGACCUGCUGCAGCCUCGUCCGUACUGGAAGGAGUUUCGUUUCGAUCUGACCCCCCUCCCUCAGGGCGAGACGGUGACGGCGGCAGAGUUCCGUAUUUAUAAGACGCUGACGAUGGGCCAGCGGGCCAACCGAACGCUGCACAUCUCCGUGUACGAGAUCCAGCGCGAGAGCCGACACAGAGAACCCGAGCUGGUGCUGCUUGACAUGCAGUCGGUGCCUGCGGGGCAGGAGGGCUGGCUGGCCUUCGACGUCACCUCCGCCUCCAACCACUGGCUGCUCCACCCACGCAGCAACCUGGGGAUACGUCUCUACGUGGAGACAGAGGAGGACCGCUCCCUGUCUGCAGGCUGGAUCGGCUUGGUGGGCCGCAAGGGCCCCCGCUCCAAACAGCCCUUCAUGGUGACCUUCUUCAGGGAGAGUCAGGUCCCGUGUCGGCCGCCUCGAGCCGUCAGGCCACACCCCCGCAAGAAGAAACCCAAAUCCGACCUCCCGGUCCCCAGCAUCCACAAUCGGAGUCCCGUGAACAGCGGAGGUCAGGCCUGCAAGAAGCACGAGCUCUACGUCAGCUUCAGUGACCUGGGGUGGAAGGACUGGGUUUUGGCCCCCACUGGAUAUUCAGCUUACUACUGCGAUGGAGAGUGUUUUUAUCCUCUGGGCUCCUGCAUGAACGCCACAAACCACGCCCUCAUCCAGCAAGUGGUCCACCUCCUGAAGCCCGACGAGGUUCCCAAGGCCUGCUGCGCCCCCACCAAGCUCAGCCCCAUCUCCGUCCUGUUCUACGACGACAACAACAACGUCAUCCUCAAGAAGCACCGCAACAUGGUGGUGAAGACAUGCGGCUGUCUAUGAGACACAUCCGGAUGCCACUCUGGGGGAGUUUAACUCUAGAAAGAAAGUGGACUUCUGGUGGGAGGAAACGUUCAGACGUUGGCUUGCACUACUCGGCCUAAUAAGUAUUUAAAGCCAGUUCAGUGUAGAAUUACAAUUGAAAGGCUCCCGUGUCCAUAUUAACAGGACAUUCUGCAUAAUGGGAGUCCUUCAGCAUAACAUUUUAAAUGCAGGGCUAAUUUGUAACUUUUUACAUGUCCGGUAAAUAAACUGCCACUUAUUGUAAA